Messenger RNA from Naegleria fowleri, 582 nucleotides. RefSeq lists its product as uncharacterized. The coding region runs from base 1 to 582 and encodes 193 amino acids. Lineage: Eukaryota; Heterolobosea; Eutetramitea; Acrasida; Naegleriidae. The record is from RefSeq and is a predicted model, not a curated record. The transcript has 2 exons. Gene Ontology annotation, molecular function: protein binding.
AUGUUGCAUAAAGAUUUCUUGAGUCCUCAAGUACUUGUAUAUUUUCGAUGUGCCAUUGGACUAGUUUACCAGAGUUUAGGAAGUGACGAUCUUGCCAUUAGCGAAUUUAUGGAAGCCAAGAAGUUCUGCUCCAGCAUGAACAACAGCGACUGUGCCAUACCGUACAGUUGUGCCGGUGGAGUUUUUUAUCAUGUUGGACAAUUUCUUCUGGCAAACAAGUACUUCACCAAAGCUUUGGAAAUUAGGCGUUCGUUGUUGGGUGACAAUAAUGUGGACACUGCAAUCUCUCUCAUUAAUGUAGCUUGCAGUCAACAAUGUCUUGGAGAAUUUCAAAAUGCCAGUGACCUGUACCAGCAAGGUAUCAAAGUUUUGCGAGAACAACUUGGUCACGCUCAUCCUCGAACGGAGACAGCCACUCGAAACUAUAAUAGAUUUAAAGAUAACUUUCUGAAGCAUUCAAGCUUUGAUUCUGUUCUUUCAACUCCCUACCAACCGCUUGAAAUACCCAUCUUCAAACUUCCAAAAGCAGAUCCAAACGAAAAGAAGGCAAGCGGCAAAAAAUCCACCAAGAAAAAGAAAUAA